This is a messenger RNA of Phoenix dactylifera (date palm), 2458 nucleotides long. RefSeq names its product endoglucanase 9-like. Gene Ontology annotation, biological process: carbohydrate metabolic process. NCBI's taxonomy places the organism in Eukaryota, Viridiplantae, Streptophyta, Magnoliopsida, Arecales, Arecaceae. The record is from RefSeq and is a predicted model, not a curated record. Gene Ontology annotation, molecular function: hydrolase activity, hydrolyzing O-glycosyl compounds.
AAUCUACGCGCUCUCUCUCUCUCUCUCUCUCUCUCUCUCUCUAUCCACGUCACUGACGCCACGCACUCUCACUUCCAGGAGGCCAAAAACCUCUCUAGAUUGUGUGGAGUCCAGGUCUCACUCACCUCAUUCGCUUAACAACAAAAGAUUUUUAUAAUAAAUCCCUCCUCCUGAUCGCUUGCUUUGAUUCCAAUCUUCUUCACCUCCUCCGUUGCUUUUUUCCGAUCUAAAAAAGAGGAAAGAAGGGAGGAGAAAGAGGCCGAAGGUGGCAGCUUUGAGAGAGAGGUGGAGGAGAGGAGGGGAAGGGAGUGAGGGGGGAAAGAUGAGUAUGUACGGGAGAGAUCCGUGGGGCGGGCCGCUGGAGAUAUCGAACGCGGACUCGGCGACGGACGACGAUCGGAGCCGGAAUCUGGAUUUGGACCGGGCGGCGCUGUCGACGUCGUCGCGGCCGCUGGACGAGACCCAGCAGAGCUGGCUCCUGGCUGGUCCCGGGGAACAGGGGAAGACGAAGAAGAAGUACGUCGACCUCGGGUGUCUCAUCGUCAGCCGGAAGAUCUUCAUCUGGACCGUGGGCACCAUCGUCGCCACCGCCGCCCUCGCUGGGUUUGUUACUCUCAUCGUCAAGACCGUCCCCCGCCACCACCACCCCCAGCCGCCGCCGGACAACUACACCCUCGCCCUUCACAAGGCCCUCAUGUUCUUCAACGCCCAGCGAUCUGGGCGGCUUCCCAAGCAUAACAACGUGUCCUGGAGAGGUAAUUCCGGGAUGAAGGACGGCAUCUCCGACCCGUCCUACGGGAGGAGCCUCGUCGGGGGCUUCUACGACGCCGGAGAUGCUAUCAAGUUCAACUUCCCAGCCUCCUUCGCCAUGACCAUGCUGAGCUGGAGCGUGAUCGAGUACAGCGCCAAGUACGAGGCUGCCGGCGAGCUCAACCAUGUCAAGGAGAUCAUCAAGUGGGGCACCGAUUACCUCCUCAAGACCUUCAACAACUCCGCCGACACCAUUGAUCGGGUCGCCGCCCAGGUUGGGAUCGGAGACACUUCAGGAGCAACGACACCGAAUGACCAUUACUGCUGGAUGAGGCCGGAGGACAUCGACUACCCGAGGCCAGUCUAUGUGUGCCACAGCUGCUCGGAUCUCGCUGCGGAGAUGGCUGCAGCUCUGGCUGCGGCAUCCAUUGUGUUCAAGGACAACAAGGCCUACUCCCAGAAGCUCGUCCAUGGCGCAGCGACGGUCUGGAAGUUUGCGAGGGAUCAGAGGGGGAGGUACAGCCCCAGGGGAUCAGACCCCUCACUCUUCUACAAUUCAACCAGUUACUGGGAUGAGUUCGUGUGGGGUGGGUCAUGGAUGUAUCUAGCAACGGGCAAUUCUUCGUACCUUUAUUUGUCUACUCAUCCCACUCUCGCAAAGCAUGCUGGUGCCUUCUGGGGCGGUCCAGAUUAUGGGGUGUUCAGCUGGGACAGCAAGCUCCCUGGUGCUCAAGUUCUUCUUGCCAGAUUGAGGCUAUUCUUGAGUCCUGGAUAUCCUUAUGAAGAAAUGUUGAGAACUUUCCACAACCAGACCAGCAUCAUCAUGUGCUCUUAUCUACCUAUUUUCACCUCUUUCAACCGAACAAAAGGUGGUUUCAUAGAGCUGAACCAUGGAAGACCACAGCCCCUUCAGUACAUAGUCAAUGCAGCUUUUCUUGCGGCUGUCUACAGUGACUAUCUUGAUGCUGCAGAUACUCCAGGAUGGUAUUGUGGUCCCGAUUUCUACUCUACCAAGGUCCUUCGUGAUUUUGCCCGGACCCAGAUUGACUAUAUGCUGGGCAAAAAUCCCCGGAAGAUGAGCUAUGUUGUGGGAUUUGGAAACCGCUACGCUAAGCAUGUUCACCAUCGAGGAGCAUCCAUUCCCAAGAAUGGUGUUAGGUAUAGCUGUAAAGGAGGAUGGAAGUGGAGGGACACUAAGAGGCCAAAUCCUCACACAAUUUUUGGAGCUAUGGUUGCUGGUCCUGAUAGACAUGAUGGGUUUCGAGAUGUUCGUACCAACUACAACUAUACCGAGCCUACUCUUGCAGGCAAUGCUGGUCUGGUUGCAGCACUAAUAGCUUUAUCUGGUGAGAAGAAUGGAGUGGAUAAGAACACUAUAUUCUCUGCAGUUCCACCGAUGUUUCCAACUCCCCCGCCACCCCCUGCAUCAUGGAAACCUUGAGGUAGCGAACACCAGUUUUUCCGUGCCUGGUGAUCGAUGAAUUAUGAUGAUUUUUUCAUCCCAGAUAUGGAGACCUAACGUUUAAGAGGAUGAUGCAAAAACCCUUGUUCAAGCAACUAACAAUGUGAAGCUUGGUGCUUCAUCUCUUUUUGUAUCCAAAUGUUGUUAUCAUGGCUUUGUGUUAUAUAUACAGGAUAUAUGAUAUUCAUGAAUUCUAAAAUAAUGGAUACCCAUUAUUCCAGUUGCCAAACUGGUUUUAUGCCGGCA